Molecule: messenger RNA, 1812 nt
Organism: Python bivittatus (Burmese python)
Lineage: Eukaryota; Metazoa; Chordata; Lepidosauria; Squamata; Pythonidae
Gene: PRPF18
Product: pre-mRNA processing factor 18
Biological process (GO): RNA splicing; generation of catalytic spliceosome for second transesterification step
Cellular component (GO): U5 snRNP; U4/U6 x U5 tri-snRNP complex; U2-type post-spliceosomal complex
Source: RefSeq, a predicted model, not a curated record
AAGUGGCGCGCUCUGUUUGGCUGCGAGACAUCCGGUCGGGCAGGACGGGGUCGGGAGGCGGCCCGCGGGCCUCUCGGGGCUGCGUUUUGCUCGCGGGGGAGGCGAGAUGGACAUUCUCAAGGCGGAGAUCGAGCGGAAGCGGAAGCUGCUGGCGGAGAAGGAGCUGUUGGCGGAAAAUAAGAAAUAUUUCAAACGCGGUGAAUUAGCUAAGAAGGAGGAAGAGGCAUAUUUCAAAAGAUGUGGAUACAAGGUCCAGGAGGAGGCGGAAAAGGAUGAGAAGACAGCGUCUUCCAAUCCAGUGCUGGAGCUGGAAUUGGCAGAGGAGAAGUUGCCCAUGACACUUUCUAGACAAGAGGUCAUUAGGAGAUUGAGAGAAAGAGGUGAGCCCAUCAGACUGUUUGGAGAAACAGAUUAUGAUGCCUUCCAGCGAUUGCGAAAAAUAGAAAUUCUGGCCCCAGAAGUGAACAAGGGAUUAAGGAAUGACCUGAAGGCUGCUUUGGAUAAGAUUGACCAGCAAUAUCUGAAUGAGAUUGUAGGUGGACAGGAACAAGGAGAGGAUGACGCACAGAAUGACCUCAAAGUCCAUGAAGAGAACACAACCAUUGAAGAAUUAGAGGCAUUGGGAAAAUCUUUAGGUCAUGGUAAUGAUCAUAAAGAUAUGGAUAUCAUAACUAAAUUCUUGAAGUUUCUUCUUGGAGUUUGGGCAAAGGAGCUGAAUGCGAGAGAAGAUUAUGUGAAACGGGGCGUCCAGGGAAAGCUGAACAGUGCUACCCAGAAGCAGACAGAAUCGUAUCUGAGACCUCUGUUCAGAAAACUUCGCAAAAGGACUCUUCCUGCAGACAUCAAGGAAUCAAUAACAGAUAUUAUCAAGUUCAUGUUGCAAAGGGAAUACGUGAAGGCCAACGAUGCCUAUCUCCAGAUGGCUAUUGGGAAUGCUCCAUGGCCGAUUGGCGUCACUAUGGUUGGCAUCCACGCCCGUACUGGUCGAGAGAAGAUCUUCUCAAAGCAUGUGGCUCACGUUUUAAAUGACGAAACUCAGAGGAAAUACAUCCAGGGCUUGAAGAGGCUCAUGACCAUUUGCCAGAAACACUUCCCCACAGACCCAUCCAAAUGUGUGGAGUACAACGCAUUGUGACAACCCUGCAGUCCGUUUCUGCUCUCGGGGACCCAGACAAUGUGGAGCAGAGCAGUCUUUAUGAGAACUUUGGAUCUAAAGCCCAGAAUAGACUGGAACUUCAUGUGCAUCACUUAGGUUCUGCCCAAGUGGUCACAAUGGUUUAAGCUUCAAUACCAUUGUAUAUUUCCUUUUUUUUGUUUUGUUUUUGUAAGAAAUGAGAUCUCUCUAAGAAAAGUUUGUAAAGGUCACAUUAAGAGAGGGCCCUCUAGCAAAUGAUGUGAAUGAACAUAUGUUAUGCCAGAGGAUUAUCUUAUGCAGGUGAAUAAAUAGACUUGAAAGGGAGAAAUUAAUUUUAUUCCUAAACCCAGGGUUAUGGGUAAGUACGACCAAACAAGUCUGGAUUUGUAAAUGUGCCUGAAGAAGGAGUUGCUCUGGGUUAUUUCCAAAUCCAAAGCUGUCUAGAACAAAUCACACUGGUUGAAGGCUGGUUUCUGAUCCUUUCCCUGUUUGGACAUGCUCUAAUUUUGGGUUCAGAUCUAACACACGCAACUCCCAUCUUUCUGGUUUAUUUUUUUGCUUGAUCACCUGCUUGUUUGUAUAGUGGUUCAUUAAACCUGGAGCGCUGACUUAAUAGGAACCCCAGAUAUGGUCAUGAUAGCACAUUAUAGCAAUCUUGCUCUGUUUUUUUUUUUUUU